Molecule: messenger RNA, 838 nt
Organism: Amoebophrya sp. A120
Lineage: Eukaryota; Dinophyceae; Syndiniales; Amoebophryaceae
Source: the annotation of a GenBank genome assembly
GCGCCGCGCCUUGGCCGCCGGCGUGUUCGCGGGCGGGGAUGCAAAUGCGCGCCCCGCCCGGCGGCAAGGCUUCGCGCCGGCGUCCUUUUGUGUGGUCGCAGGGCGGCGGCAGGGUCCGCAAAUCACCGGCCGCGCGAUUGGGCCGGGAGGCGUCCGGGCCCUGUGUCUUUCGGCAAAUUCGGAGACAAAGCCCAAUCCGCCAGCGGGCCGGCCGGGUGAAGUGUUGGAUAUGUGGAGGGUCAAACAACAGUGGCGCUUCUCGACUUGCAAACGCGGUGGCGUAUGUACAACGCAUUCCUUCGCAAUGAAUCACGUGCCGAGCGUUCUAAUCGUUCGAGAAGAAAACGCGCCCCAUGGUAACUAUUCCUCUCGGGGAGCCAAAGAACUUCCGUGCCAAGGACUCCCCGAAGAAGAAGCCGCCGGGCCGCUGGCUUCCUUCCUGCCUCGCCCCGGGGGGCAAGUGCGCAGGCCCUAGGCCCAAAAGGCAGAGAGCGGGCCUAUGUGAACCCGGUGGAGGAAGGUGGGAAGCUGGAGCUGCACGGGGGCAGCCUCCCAAAUCCCAAGCAUGCAGGGAGGUGCCCACCCUCCCGCGCGCCCCAUGUAUAUUCAAGUUUAUAACCGGUCGAGAGGCGGCGAAAGUGCGGGCGAUGCCGGCCGAGGCGGCGCGCAGGUUGGUAGGUUUGGGCCGUGGGCCUUCCGCGUGGUGCCUCGCUCCAUCGGGUGGAGUGGUUACCAGUUGGACAGCGCCAGGCAGCCAGGGCCCGGCCCCCUGGUUCUGCCGCGGCCCGAUCUAUGUGUGGCGACCGCGCGCCCGCGCCUGGCGUGGAUAAAGGGCGGG